Messenger RNA from Pleuronectes platessa (European plaice), 1671 nucleotides. RefSeq names its product phosphodiesterase 1A, calmodulin-dependent (gene pde1a). Bases 25 to 1671 code for a protein of 548 amino acids. Lineage: Eukaryota; Metazoa; Chordata; Actinopteri; Pleuronectiformes; Pleuronectidae. Gene Ontology annotation, molecular function: 3',5'-cyclic-nucleotide phosphodiesterase activity. Gene Ontology annotation, biological process: signal transduction. The record is from RefSeq and is a predicted model, not a curated record. The transcript has 14 exons.
AGGCUGAAGGGGGUCCUGGAGCAGAUGGACCGCGGCGUCGUGGACCUGCAGGAGCUCCGCAGGAACCUGGAGCUCGCUGCGGCCAUGUUGGACGCUGUGUACACCGAUGAGACCAAGCGUCUGCUGGACACCGAGGACGAGCUCAGCGACCUGCAGGCGGAGUCAGUGCCCAGCGAGGUACGUGACUGGCUGGCAUGCACCUUCACCAGGAAGAUGGGCGUGGCCAAGCGUCGCCCUGAGGAGAAGCCGAGGUUCAGGAGCAUCGUCCACGCGGUGCAGGCUGGGAUCUUUGUAGAGAGGAUGUACAGACGGACGUCCAACAUGGCCGGUCUGACGUACCCGCCCACGGCUCUGACAGCUCUGAAGGAAGUGGACCAGUGGUCGUUUGAUGUGUUUUCCUUCCACGAGGCCACAGGAGACCACGCCCUCAAGUUCAUCGUGUACGACCUGCUGACCCGCUACGACCUCAUCAACAGGUUCAGGAUCCCUGUGCAGGCUCUGGUGCAGUUUGUGGAAGCUCUGGAGAACGGCUACAGCAAACACAAGAACCCCUACCACAACCUGAUCCACGCCGCUGAUGUCACUCAGACCGCUCACUUCCUGAUGCUGCACACUGGACUGAUGCACUGGCUCAGUGAGCUGGAGAUCCUGGCGAUGGUUUUCGCUGCAGCGAUUCACGACUUCGAACACACAGGAACCACCAACAACUUCCACAUCCACACCAGGUCGGAGGUGGCGAUUUUUUACAACGACAGGUCGGUGCUGGAGAACCAUCACAUCAGCGCCGCCUACAGGCUGAUGGCAGAAGAGGACAUGAACAUCCUGAUCAACCUGAACAAGGACGACUGGAGGGAGCUGAGGUCUCUGGUCAUAGAGAUGGUGAUGUCCACAGACAUGUCCUGUCACUUCCAGCAGAUCAAGACCAUGAGGAACACCCUGAGCCAGACUGACAGCAUCGACAAAGUGAAGGUUUUGUCUCUGAUGCUUCACGCUGCCGACAUCAGUCAUCCGGCCAAAGCCUGGCCGCUGCACCACCGCUGGACCCACAGUCUGAUGGAGGAGUUCUUUCUACAGGGAGAUAAGGAGGUGGAUCUGGGCCUGCCCUUCUCUCCUCUCUGUGACCGUAAAGCCACCAUGAUCGCCCAAUCACAGAUCGGUUUCAUUGAUUUCAUCGUGGAGCCGACCUUCACUGUUCUGAUCGACACCACCGACAAGGUGAUCGGACCUUUGAUAGAAGAGGAUAGGAAGGCCAGAGAGAGUGGGAACAGGAGGUCCAGUCUAACAGGAAGUGGCUCUGUUACCGUGGAGUCGGUGCAGAGACACAGCAGCAGUCGCCAUGGAAACAAGGAUGAUGGACAGAUGGACUUUUCUCUGACGGCGAUCGACCUUCAGGUUCUGAGGCUCCACCUCUCAGAGGUCAUCUCCAGCAACAAGGACCGCUGGAAAGAGCUGUCUGUGGACGAACUGGCCAAUAGGGAGAAAGAGAAACAAGAAGAGGCGGAGUCUAACAUCGGCUCAGAUGUCCAGUCCGAAGCAUCACCCAACCACAGCCCUCCAGAUGAAACACGUGACGACCAAUCAGCCGACCAGAUGCCUGCAGAUCACCUGACCUGGAACGGGGCAGGCGAGGAGAAGGAGGGCGUCGCCGAGCAGGUGCCUGAAAACGUCUGA